Messenger RNA from Epinephelus lanceolatus (giant grouper), 2573 nucleotides. It is a transcript of the gene txlna, whose product is annotated as taxilin alpha. The record is from RefSeq and is a predicted model, not a curated record. Lineage: Eukaryota; Metazoa; Chordata; Actinopteri; Perciformes; Serranidae. Gene Ontology annotation, molecular function: syntaxin binding.
UUUUUCUUGCUCACGCUGUUGAGGAAACCUGCAGUUCACAGACACACUACAUAUUUCCUCCUCGACUCUGAAGGUUUUUCUGCUUGUAACAGAUACCAGAGAUGAUAAAACAAGACACAGAAGAGUCUGCCACCCAGGGCGGUGAGGAUGCUCCACCUACAGCAGGAGGGAUGGAGUCACCUGCAGCUGCUAAAGACAGCUUGGACAGCAACAGCCCUGAAGAGUCUGAGCCACAGACGCCACAGACAGACACAACUCCACAAGGUGAUGAGGCAGGAAGUGAAGUCGCAGAGGGAGCACUUCCAUGUGACAUGGCCGAGGAGCUGAGCCGUCAGCUCGAGGACAUCCUCAGCACCUACUGUCGGGAAAGCAUGUCAGACGACGCCAGCACGGUGCCCAACGGCCAGUCACACAGCCCAGAGCUCAACGGGCUGACCAACGAGAGGGAGGACGACAAGCCAGAGGGCAAAGUCAACGGAGCCGGCAACGGCGUGGAGAAGGAGCAGAAGAAGAGUCAGGAGAAGAAGAAAGUGAAGGGUCUAGGUAAAGAGAUCACUCUCCUCAUGCAGACUCUGAACACACUCAGCACCCCAGAGGAAAAGCUCGCAGGCCUCUGUAAGAAGUACGCUGAACUGCUGGAGGAGCACCGUAACACCCAGAAGCAGAUGCGAGUGCUGCAGAAGAAGCAGAACCAGCUGGUUCAGGAGAAAGACAACCUGAGGAACGAACACAGCAAGGCCAUCCUGGCUCGCAGCAAGCUGGAGAGUCUCUGCAGGGAGCUGCAGAGACACAACCGCUCACUCAAGGAGGAGGGGAUGCAAAGAACGCGUUUGGAGGAGGAGAAGAGGAAGGAAGUGACCUCCCAUUUCCAGGUGACGCUGAACGACAUCCAGGCUCAGAUGGAGCAGCACAACGAGAGGAACGCCAGUCUCCGACAAGAGAACACGGAGCUGGCUGAGAAGCUGAAGAAGCUCUAUGAGCAAUACAAACUGCGAGAGGAGCACAUAGACAAGGUGGUAAAGCACAAAGACCUGCAGCAGCAGCUGGUGGACGCCAAGCUGCACCAGGCUCAGGAGCUGCUGAAGGAGUCGGAGGAGAGACACGACAGAGAGAAAGAAUUUCUGCUGAAAGAAGCAGUGGAGUCUCAAAGGAUGUGUGAGCUGAUGAAGCAGCAGGAAGUUCACCUCAAACAGCAGCUGUCACUUUACACAGAGAAGUUUGAAGAGUUUCAGACCACUUUGUCCAAAAGCAAUGAGGUCUUCACCACAUUCAAACAGGAGAUGGAGAAGAUGACCAAGAAGAUCAAGAAGCUGGAGAAGGAGACGGCCAUGUAUCGGUCCAGGUGGGAGAGCAGCAACAAGGCUCUCCUGGAGAUGGCAGAGGAGAAAUCUGUGCGGGACCGUGAGUUUGAGGCACUCCAGGGUAAAGUCCAGCGGCUCGAGAAGCUGCGGCGGGCUCUAAAAGUUGAACGCAACGAGCUCAACAAGAAGGUUCAGAACCUCAGCGGUCAGGAUGGAGGCACAGCAGGAGCCCCCACCUCCGACCCAGGGACUGACUCCCCCUCUCCACCACCUACAGACUCUUUACUGGAGCCCAGCGGCCACCCUGUCCCAGACACCACCCCCUGCUCCCAGUCCUGCCACUGUGAGCCAGAACUGGACACAGACAGCCUACUAGAAGAAGCAAAGGCUCUGCCUGUGGCUGCACAGGAAUGAAGCACCGCUGCUCUCAGUCUCCUCUUUCCCCUCCAGCAACAAGCCACCUAGCAAGCAACAAGCCACCAGCCUGCAAGCACCCACUCCUCUGCUGGAUGAAGCUCAUCAGAUAGCAAGGGUAACUUGUGUCCUCCCAGCAUGCUCUGCAGGCGCUAUGAAGGUGAUGAGAAGAUUGUGCCUCGCCUGUCAGUACAUUUACACGCACACAGUAACUGACUUACAGUGAACAACCUUAUUAAGAUAAUAGUUUGAUUAAAGCAUUUACAUGGUUUGCAUCUUUCCUGCAGUAAUCAGAUGCUGAUGACUCAUUCAUUAGUCUGGUUAAUCUCCACAAGCAGACUACAGGAGACAUGUUAUUGGCUCCACAAAGUGGUGUUUGUUUUACAAGUUGAUAAAUGAAUUAAUUUAUUAGUUGUAAAAUGACCCCAAUUUUUGUGGCACUCCAAAAACAUGUGACACAUGCUGCUGUUUGAAUAGAAACAUGACUUAUAGUCCUCUGCCUCUCUGGAAUACGCCUCAGAAGAAAUCAGACAUGAGGGCUCGACAUAACAUAGGAAUUAAAAAGAGAAGUGACAAGUUAUUCAGCUCUAAUGCUCGCUCCAACAUAAGGGGGAUUUAUACUUGUACAGCAGACCUUUCGCCGUAGCCUACGUACGUGGCCUACACCGUUGUGAGCCUUUAUACUUGUGCAGUGGUGUGUCUGUGUCACUCUGCAGUUACACAUCCUAAACAGUAGUCAGUGAUGGAGUUUUUGUGAAGUGCUGUAAAGUUAAGUUGAUUCAAAACACACAUUAAACACACAUUAAACACACAUUAAACACACAUUAAACAUGGCUUAAUAGAGACAGUUUCAAACAC